Messenger RNA from Helianthus annuus (common sunflower), 2126 nucleotides. RefSeq lists its product as uncharacterized. Bases 299 to 1903 code for a protein of 534 amino acids. Lineage: Eukaryota; Viridiplantae; Streptophyta; Magnoliopsida; Asterales; Asteraceae. The record is from RefSeq and is a predicted model, not a curated record. The transcript is spliced from 4 exons.
CAUUUUUUUCAAAUCCGUUACCUCAUUCUCAGUGGCCCCCGUGCGUGCGUUCUUUCGCGUGUUUCUACAUUUGCGUCUCAACCAAUUUACGUUGUGCAGAUCUUAUCAGAUCAAAUCACUCCACUAGAUCUUCGUUUUCCCCUACCAAACAAUCAAUCAACCAAUCGAUUCAAUUCAAUUCGAAAAUCUCUGUAUAAUACUUGCAGCUAGGGUUUCCGAUCAUCAUUCAGAUUCAAUUGGUUCAACCUGUAAAGAAACCUAUAAUUUCUAUAAACAAUUUGUGUUAUAAUCGAUUAAUAUGAACAAUUCUGGAAAACAACAAUCUGUGAGUGAUCGAGAGGUGGAUGAACAUGAACAACAGCAAUCGAACGAUGAUUCGUCACCGGUAUCCACCGGUGCCAGUGAGGAUGCUCCGACGAACGGAAACGACGCCGGAUUUGCUGAUCGGUUGACGGAUUUGCUUGUCGGUGAAGGAGACCGCGAUAGUGAUCUGUUGAUGCAACGAAACACGCAACAAGGCACGGUUAUGCGGUGGCUACUAGCGCUCGAUGUGCACGUGAUGGGCGCGUGUCGUGCUGAUGAGAGGUUGAAGCCAUUGCUUAAGGUUAAUGCUUCUAGUGGUGCUGAAGAUCGAUUGUUGUCGCAUUUAAGUCAGCAUUUUGAGCCGUCGGAAGUCGGUUUGCUCGCAAGGUGUUUGUGUAUUCCUCUCGCGUCUGUUCGUGUUGGAAAGGUUAAGAAACAAGGGACUCUUUUUACUCCAACCAAUGCAAGGGGUAACCUAGUAAUUUCCCUCUUGCCAACUUCGGAUUUGUGCAUAUCAUUUCUAUCGGAUGAUGGGUAUACAGAGACGCUAUCAAUUUUAAGAACCAUAUCAGAUUGCUCAUCUGUCAAAAUUGAGGCAAUCCCGACAGAUAGCUCUGGCCGAUCUUUCGCUGUUAGAAUCCCCAAUAAGGACCCUUUCUACUUUUGGUGCUCUGAGAAGUCCCGCCUUCUCGGUAAUGAAUUGCUUGAAAAGAUGAAAGAUUUACUCGAGCGGAAGCCUUCCCUUGCUGAACUGUCUGGGAUUAGUGAUUCUCGUCUUGAACGUUUCGUACGUCAUCUUCGAGCUAAUUUUCUCGGUUCAAAUACCACUUCUGAAGAUGGUCAAACCUCACAAUCUCAAUACUUGUUAACAAAGCCUUCACGACCCCGAACCUGCAACUUUCAAGUCGUCCUGAGUCCAAGACCCAGUUCUUUCAAGUUGAGGCGAAGGGCGGAUGCGGUUCGUAUCGAAACUUCUGAAAAGCAUCCCGUUUCUUGUCCGUCUACUUCAAACCAUGGAAAGCGGAAGGUUCUAGAUUCUUCCUCUGGAACUUGCUUGUUCCCAUCGUUACCCAUACCGUCAUCAAUCUCACUCCCUCAAAUAUCUUCUCCAUAUUACUGUUGGUGUCCACCUGUUGUUUCGGUUUCGGUUUCGACUCUACAAACUGAUUCAUUCACAUUACCGCCUCUUUCGUCACUGCUUCCAAAGCCGUCUCCAAAUCUGUCUGAAAUCCCAUUUCUACCCUUGUCUAUGUCGGCUUCUUCACAGCAGAUCCCGGUGUUCACCCCGCUCAUGUGUGACCCGAUAGUUCACCUUCCGGUAAUGAAUUUCUGUUCGUCUGGUCAAGCUUACCUGGUGAACAGUGGGCCUGCUAUAAGUGUAAGCAUUCCUCCGUUGAUCCAAGAAAGCACGGAGUCCGAGAAGAGUGCCAGGGAUACGCUACGGGUCCUGAUAAGCGGGUCUGGUCAGUUUCCAUCGGUUGUGGCCGAGAGUGAUGGCAUGGGUUUGGUUUCGGCAGGCAUCAUGAGGUGUAUUGAGCAAGGUGAGAGUAGUGGUACGGGUUUGAAUAAGGAUGAUUCGAGUGAAGAGAGUGAGUUUUGAUUCUGGAUGUAUGUUUUUGGUGCAUAUAUGUGUGUGUGUUGUAAUUAGAUGUGGAAGUUAUCUUACCUUUCUAGAGUGAUGAUGCUCGUAAACAAUUCAAAGUACAAACUACUACUCACUUAACACAACAAGCAGUUGAAUAUAGGGAAUAUCCCGUAUUCAUCGAAUGCACUACGGUUUCUAAUAUUGCAUUGAAUGAUGAAUGCAUGUAUUCAUUGAUAAA